Molecule: messenger RNA, 1560 nt
Organism: Eufriesea mexicana
Lineage: Eukaryota; Metazoa; Arthropoda; Insecta; Hymenoptera; Apidae
Gene: Pez
Product: protein tyrosine phosphatase non-receptor pez
Exons: 7
Coding region: 98-1393 (431 amino acids)
Cellular component (GO): cytoskeleton
Molecular function (GO): cytoskeletal protein binding; protein tyrosine phosphatase activity
Source: RefSeq, a predicted model, not a curated record
CGUGUAUGCACAUAUAUUUCAAUUAAAAGUAAAAGUAUCGUGGAAUGUGAAGUAUUUCGGUGUUUGGUCGUAGUUAUACGUCAAACGCAUCGUUAAAAUGCCGUUUAAAUUCCAUUUGAAGAAAAGUCGACAAUAUAACGUGGUCUCGAAAAACCAGUAUGUGAUCUGCAUAGAACUGUUGGAUACUACUUCUAUAGAAUGCACACUGAGCAUUGAUAGCCUUGGUCAGGAAUGUUUGGACAAUGUGACUCAACGAUUAGGACUAGGACAACCUGAAUUCUUUGGUCUACGUUAUAUUUCCCGGCAUGAUUCUCCAUCUCCAAGAUGGGUUGAUAUGGAUAAGCCAUUAAAAAAGCAAUUGGAAAAAGAAGCUAAAAACUUUAGUCUAUAUCUGAGAGUCAUGUACUAUGUUACCGAUGUACAACUUAUACAAGAUGAAAUGACAAGGUACCACUAUUACCUUCAGUUGAAAAGUGAUGUUCUGGAAAGUAGAUUUCAAUGUAAUUCCAGACAAGCAACGCUAUUAGCCAGCUACUCGAUGCAAGCAGAAUUUGGUAACUAUGAUGCAGAACGACAUACUAUGGAAUGCUUACAACAAUGUACAUUAUUUCCUAAGGAUGUUAUUCAAGCAGAUCCUGGAGGCCAAGAUUCUCUUUUGCAUACUGCAGUAUGCCAGUAUAAGAAUCUGAUCGGUGUAACUCAAGCUGCAGCAGAGGAACUGUACAUUUCUAUUGUUAUGCAGUUAGAAGGAUAUGGAAAUGAAACAUUUUCUACUAAGGACAAUGGUAACAAUGAAGUGAUACUAGGAAUUUCCAUCAAUGGGAUUAUGGUUGUUUACCCUAACACACAAACAACACAAUUCUAUAGGUGGAAAGAUAUAAGUAAUGUAAUCAAUCACAAAAAGACAUUUAGAAUAGAAUGUCAAGCAGAAGGCGAGGAGCCAAAACAAUUCAUAUUUACCGAGUCACGCAAUGCAAAAUAUGUGUGGCGCUUGUGCAUAGCUCAACACACAUUUUACAUGCAGCAUCAAGAAUCCCGGCCAAUAGAGAGAUCGACUAACGGAUAUUUCGACAGCGACACGAAUGACUCGGGAGAUCAUGCGGUGUCAGUAAAUUUGGACAACAGAAAUACAGAGGGUCACACGAGGUGGACUAGUUACAACGAUUUGUCAACAUCGCCCUAUCCUGUUGUAUCCGUAUCGUCAACAGACAUCAACAAUUUACGUGCCUUACUUCCGUCCUAUAGACCAGCACCUGAUUAUGAAACUGCUGUUCAAAUGAAAUAUAAUAAUGGAGGAAAUCCACCUCAGCCUUAUUAUGCUAAUCAAUCUACGAUUGUAGGAGCAGAAAUUUCGUGCCUUCUUGGAAAUGUGGUUAAUCGAAGUAGAUACUAAAAUUAUAAACUAUAAGGUCUAUCAUCAAAGGUUGUAUCAAAUAAGAAACACGAUCGUCCCGAAUAUUAUAGGUGUUCUUAAAAAGCAGUAUUUUUUAACACUUAUUUACACACACGCCUUUGAGAAAAAUAAUAAGAAAUCUUACAGAGAUUAAUGGUAAAGACUGA